UUUUUUUUCAGAAAUGCUUUCUACUUGUGGUUAGGAGUACAUCGCUCCCUCUACGACACAUUUCCCCUUAGCGUGGGCCUGCUCUUUUCUGCCUACAGAGAUGUGUGUCUCUUGCAGAAAUCCUGGCAUACACUAGCCCCCUCGUCCAACUUAUGGUGCUUUAAGUUAUCUGGAGAGUCUGACAGACUGUGCUUUGUGCUUUAGUUCUCAUAAUCAACUGACUAGGGCUGGAGAAACAGUGCUUUUCAAGCUGAUAUAAAGUCACACUGAAUGCAAAUAAUGAAGAAAUUCCUCUACCUCUUUCUCUUGAGCUGGGCUGUUAUAGCUGAAUCGAUAACCCACACAAGUGCAAGUAACCAAGACCAGGAUAAUACAGUGGAGUUUUAUUUGAACAAUACAAACAUGCAUUGGAAAAGCCUAAGAAAAAUGAACAGAGCUAAAAGAUCUUCCGCAGGAUCAUGCAGUGGGAACGCCAGUUUGUUUUAUGAUCAAGCUGUAAGGUAUUGCUGUAAAAAGUGCCCAGCAGGGGAAUACGUUGAAACUCCAUGUUCAGUUCCUGGAGAAGAGCCAAAAUGUACAGCAUGUGGAACUGGAACUUACCUUGAGCAUCCAAACUAUUUAUCCAAAUGUCGGGCCUGUCACUAUUGCCAUAUUGAGACCCAGAGUAUAGCAAAGAACUGCUCAGCUACUGCUAACACCCAGUGUAAGUGUAUCGAGGGAAGAUACAGAAAAGAAGAUCAAUGCCUUUUGUGCACAAAAUGCAUAAACAGAGAAAUACUUAAGAACUGUUCACAGAAUGAAGACACAGAGUGUGGUCAGUGUUUGCCGGGAUUCUAUGAGGAUCAAAACAAAUGCCAACCUUGCCCCCAAUCAUUGCAGCCCUGUGAAAAUCAAACAGAUGUCACCUGCACUAUACUAUGUAGUCCAUUACAUAAAGUUUCAGAGAAUCUGUACAUCGGAUGCAGUUUAAUAGGACUUCUGGCUGUUUUGCCAAUUGUUGUAAUUUUUCUUUACUGUUGCAAAAGAAAGAAGGAAUCGUUGGAGGAACAAGAAAUCAUUCUGAGGGAGCCUGAGACAUCAGUAAAUUUACUAAUACCCAAUCAAGUGGGUGGGAAACCAGAACAUUCCACACUAAGUCCUUCUUCAAGUAACGAUAAUGAUGGGCACUGCCGUAUUCUGCAGAAAGGAAGAACUCUAUAUGACAUUAUCGACUGUGUCCCUGUCAAGAGGUGGAAAGAGUUCAUGAGAACCCUUGAACUUCCUGACAAAGAAAUAGAAAUUGUAGAGAUAGAAUAUCGCAGUUUUCGAGAUCAGCAGUAUGAAAUGCUCAGGAGGUGGUGCCAGUUCAACAUGGCAGCCGUGGAAACAAUAUACCAGGCCUUGGAGAGGAUGAACCUAUCAGGGUGUGCAGAUGAGCUCAGAAAUAAGAUUGAAAGUUAUACCUAACUUUAUGGUGCUGGAAUACUCUCAGAACACACUAACUGCAAGUUCUAAAGUUUCUUCCUGGAGGAGCGUUAUUUAAAGGUACUGCACCACGAGGCAGAAUUAAGAGCAAGAUUUUCCACUAAACGCUAACCACUUUUAACAAAUGUGAUACCAAGGAAACGAAAUAUUCAGAAAACACAAAAGCUGGAAGCAGAAGUGUCUGCCAAUGAGAGGUGAUAAUAAGAACUCUCUGCCAAAAGUAAACCAGUGCCAGUGCCUUCCUAAGAAGCAACUGAGAAUGUCACAUGAUAACCGGAAAUAAUUAUUUAGCAACAUUUAGCAUGUGAAUAGCAGAUAAUUAAAAUCUACAUAUUUAAA
Messenger RNA from Xenopus tropicalis (tropical clawed frog), 1803 nucleotides. It is a transcript of the gene tnfrsf25, whose product is annotated as TNF receptor superfamily member 25. The record is from RefSeq and is a predicted model, not a curated record. The transcript is spliced from 10 exons. Lineage: Eukaryota; Metazoa; Chordata; Amphibia; Anura; Pipidae. The coding region runs from base 271 to 1446 and encodes 391 amino acids.